Molecule: messenger RNA, 1562 nt
Organism: Oncorhynchus tshawytscha (Chinook salmon)
Lineage: Eukaryota; Metazoa; Chordata; Actinopteri; Salmoniformes; Salmonidae
Product: cyclin-dependent kinase 2
Exons: 7
Coding region: 279-1172 (297 amino acids)
Biological process (GO): protein phosphorylation; G1/S transition of mitotic cell cycle; signal transduction
Cellular component (GO): nucleus; cyclin-dependent protein kinase holoenzyme complex; cytoplasm
Molecular function (GO): ATP binding; cyclin binding; cyclin-dependent protein serine/threonine kinase activity
Source: RefSeq, a predicted model, not a curated record
GCGUGGCAUAAACAACGCGGGACCUGUUACUUUUGUUUUGAGUGGAAAGUGUUUACUAUAGAGUUACACCCGGCUCAAUUGAUCCCUUUUAUUUAUUGUGGAAUUUUAUUUUUUUUACAGUCUAUGGGUAAUCCUGAUGUGUUCCCGCUACAAGUGCCCCCCCCACACAUAAUUUACUUAGUUCGCAUGCUUACGUUAGUUUGAAGUUGGGUUAACGGUUUUCUUUGUUUAAAAAAUCACAACGGUUUGAAACGUUAGCCAAACGGAAUUCGUGUGACAUGGAAUUAUUUCAGAAAGUGGAAAAGAUUGGAGAAGGGACGUACGGGGUGGUGUACAAGGCAAAGAACAAAGUCACGGGAGAGACUGUUGCCCUCAAGAAAAUCAGACUAGACACGGAAACAGAGGGAGUACCAAGCACUGCCAUCAGAGAGAUAUCGCUCCUCAAAGAGCUCAGCCACCCAAAUAUUGUCAAGCUCUGUGAUGUCAUCCACACAGAGAACAAACUGUACCUGGUUUUUGAGUUCCUUCAUCAGGACCUUAAGAAGUUCAUGGACUCCUCGGUCUCUGGUAUCUCUCUGCCACUUGUCAAGAGUUACCUGUUCCAGCUGCUGCAGGGCCUGGCCUUCUGUCACUCCCACAGGGUUCUCCAUCGGGACCUGAAGCCCCAGAACCUUCUCAUUAACGCCCAGGGGGAGAUCAAGCUGGCUGACUUCGGCCUUGCUAGGGCCUUUGGGGUGCCUGUCCGCACCUACACUCAUGAGGUGGUAACUCUAUGGUACCGAGCUCCAGAAAUUCUUUUGGGCUGCAAAUACUACUCCACAGCGGUUGACAUCUGGAGUUUGGGCUGUAUCUUUGCUGAAAUGAUAACCAGGAGGGCCUUGUUUCCAGGCGACUCAGAGAUCGAUCAGCUGUUCCGGAUCUUCCGUACCCUGGGCACACCGGACGAGGUGGCUUGGCCAGGGGUCACUUCCAUGCCUGACUACAAGCCCUCCUUCCCCAAGUGGGCCCGACAGGAGCUGUCCAAAGUGGUUCCCCCACUGGACGAGGACGGGAGAGAGCUGCUCAGGCAAAUGCUGAGCUAUGACCCAAACAAGAGGAUAUCUGCCAAAAAUGCCCUUGUCCAUCGUUUUUUCCGUGACGUCACCAUGCCAAUGCCACACCUACGACUGUGACAUGCAGACUGACAGGAACAAUACAUAGCCCAGGGUCUUUCCAUGAGAGAUCCCUGAGCAGGAGGACUGCCCCAGCUCUUAUCCACACCUGAAUACUACAGUCCAGGAGAUGGGAGAGAUCACAGUGAAAUAUGAAUGCCUUUCCAAAAAUCAUUCUAGCAGCCAAAAACCAGCAUUUGUAUAAAUUGGAUGUCCUGUGAGUUUUUUCUCUACAGCUAUGAGUGCCUGUUAUGUCAUAGAGAAUGAACUCUACAGUUGUUUCAGCAUUUUAUGUGUAUUGAAAGGGUUAACUUGGUUUGUGUACAUUUUAGUCAUUUAGCAGAUGCAAGCUCUUUAUUUGUUCAUUGCAUAAUUUAUGAUAAAAAGUUGAUUAAAUUAGUUUGAGCUUUA